Molecule: messenger RNA, 1820 nt
Organism: Aspergillus ibericus CBS 121593
Lineage: Eukaryota; Fungi; Ascomycota; Eurotiomycetes; Eurotiales; Aspergillaceae
Gene: dhh1
Product: DExD/H-box ATP-dependent RNA helicase DHH1
Exons: 5
Coding region: 161-1678 (505 amino acids)
Biological process (GO): cytoplasmic stress granule assembly; P-body assembly
Cellular component (GO): cytoplasmic stress granule; P-body
Molecular function (GO): ATP binding; RNA helicase activity; mRNA binding
Source: RefSeq, a predicted model, not a curated record
UUUGGGCUUCGUCGACCAUUCUUCAAGCAGAAAACUUCGAACAAACCUGCGGUCGUCUGUAUCUACCCAUUCUCACUACUGAGUUUCCGGCCAUCGAAGAGAGAACAACCAGUCUACUCAGCCCGAUCCUCGAUCUCCCCUCUUUUCUUAAUUGACCACCAUGACCGACGCAUUGGCCUCUCAGCUGAAUAACACUACUAUAGGGGAUGCAAGCUCAGACACGAAAUGGAAGGAGCAAUUAAAUGUCCCCGCCAAAGAUGCAAGGCCGCAAACUGAGGAUGUCACCGCCACGAAAGGCUUGGAAUUUGAAGACUUCUACAUCAAACGUGAACUCAUGAUGGGUAUAUUCGAGGCUGGUUUCGAAAAGCCCUCUCCAAUUCAGGAAGAGACGAUACCAGUCGCUCUCACGGGCAGAGAUAUCUUGGCGCGGGCCAAGAAUGGUACAGGGAAAACAGCAGCCUUUGUCAUUCCUACCUUGGAACGCAUAAACCCCAAGAGCACGAAAACACAGGCCCUUAUCCUUGUUCCUACGAGAGAACUGGCGCUGCAGACGUCGCACGUUUGCAAAACCUUGGGAAAGCAUCUAGGCAUCAAUGUUAUGGUCACUACUGGAGGUACUGGCUUGAUGGAUGACAUUAUUAGAUUGAAUGACGCAGUCCACAUCCUUGUUGGGACCCCGGGAAGAGUCCUGGACCUGGCUAGCAAAGGCGUGGCUGAUCUCUCCGAAUGUCCUACAUUCGUCAUGGAUGAAGCCGACAAGUUGCUGUCGCCUGAGUUUACGCCAGUUAUCGAGCAACUGCUAUCAUUCCACCCUAAAGACCGCCAAGUCAUGCUCUUCAGUGCUACUUUCCCAUUGAUUGUGAAAUCAUUCAAAGACAAACACAUGCGCAAUCCAUAUGAAAUUAAUCUCAUGGACGAGCUCACCCUUCGCGGAAUUACGCAGUAUUAUGCUUUCGUGGAGGAGAAGCAGAAGGUCCACUGCCUGAACACACUAUUUUCGAAGCUACAAAUCAACCAGUCGAUAAUAUUUUGCAACUCUACCAACCGCGUUGAAUUACUUGCGAAGAAGAUUACAGAACUAGGAUAUUCCUGCUUCUACUCCCAUGCAAGGAUGCUUCAGCAACAUCGCAACCGAGUUUUCCACGAUUUUCGGAAUGGCGUCUGUCGUAACCUUGUUUGCUCCGAUCUUCUGACUCGAGGUAUUGACAUCCAAGCCGUCAAUGUUGUCAUAAAUUUCGAUUUUCCCAAGAACGCUGAAACUUACCUCCAUCGAAUUGGCCGAUCUGGCCGCUUUGGACAUCUCGGUCUUGCUAUUAAUCUUAUAAACUGGGAAGACCGGUUCAACUUGUACAAAAUUGAGCAGGAGCUCGGCACUGAAAUCCAGCCAAUUCCGCAGAAUAUCGACAAGAAACUUUACGUCUAUGACUCACCGGACACCAUUCCGCGCCCUAUCGCCAACCCUUCACAACCUCCGAUUACCACCACAGCCGUUAAUACGAAUGCUGGCGAACGUCGUCACAACCAUCAUAUGAAUGGUGGGUCAUAUCAAUACGGCAGGGGCCGUGGCUCUUAUCGCGGAGGUCGAGGGCAAGGCCAGCGUCGCAGCAUGCAAAACGAGACCAAGUUCAGCACUCAAGGGCAGUCUAGUGGCAAAUCCCACCCCGCACAGGUGUCCUAAAACAACUACUAGACUAGCAGCCGGAGCAAAUACUUUUGUGCCUCCUCUUCCGCUCCCUUUCUCGCCCCUGUGCUUUUUCUCUUUGCCCUUUUAUUCUACUUGGAGUUCUUUCUUUUCUUAAGACCCCCUCUUGUUCGGAAAC